Hypoxylon trugodes is the source of this 1462-nucleotide messenger RNA. Its product is annotated as dihydrodipicolinate synthetase. Gene Ontology annotation, molecular function: 4-hydroxy-tetrahydrodipicolinate synthase activity. The transcript is spliced from 2 exons. Bases 192 to 1322 code for a protein of 376 amino acids. The record is from RefSeq and is a predicted model, not a curated record. Lineage: Eukaryota; Fungi; Ascomycota; Sordariomycetes; Xylariales; Hypoxylaceae.
UCGCUCUUAUUCCUGUAGCCGCUCCUCGAAGUAGGCUAUAAUUAUAUCCUACUCCAUCGCAUAUAUAAUUCAAGCUCCCCGACCUUGAUUUACGGGAAUUGCAAGCACAGACUUUACCUCAAUUCUACCCAUCUCAAAGCAUUUACCUACCCUAAUUCCUAAUAGUAUCAUUAUACUAUCUUAACACAAUAAUGGCACCCCAUCUUGACGCACCGUCUCCUACUGGAAGUUUCACGAAUAGCUUCAAUAGAAUCCCCUUUCGGCCUUCUGCCUCUGCGGAAUCGGGAAUGAGUUCUCUAGUACCAACUGAGUCGCGCUCCUCAUUGGGCAGUUUCUUUGACGGCGACUCAGUGGAGGACUUUCAUAUGACACGGCCGCUGGUACCAGGCGUCUAUGUACCAACCAUGUGUUUCUUCGAUGAGGAAACAGAAGAUGUUGACACCAAUGAUAUCGCCCGCCACACGGUACGGCUUGCCAAAGCUGGCGUGACCGGUAUUGCAACGCAAGGCUCCAAUGGUGAAGCUGUUCAUCUCACGCAUGAUGAGCGUCAAGUAGUUACCUUCACCACGCGCAAGGCAUUGAACGACGCUGGUUUCUCGCAAAUUCCGGUCAUUGUCGGCUGCGGCGCCCAGAGUACUCGUGAGACUAUCCAGUACUGCUGUGAAGCGUGGCAAGCAGGUGGUGACUACGCCCUCGUAUUACCCCCAUCAUACUAUGCGCCAUUGUUUGCGCCGUCGUCAGAGACGAUCAAAGAAUAUUUCACAACAGUUGCCGAUGCCUCUCCGAUACCACUCAUCAUCUACAAUUAUCCUGGCGCCGUAAACGGGAUGGAUUUAUCAUCGGAUGUAAUCAUCGAGUUAGCGCAGCAUCCCAAGAUUGUCGGCGUUAAGUUGACGUGCGGCAACACUGGCAAGUUGAACCGCGUAGCUGCCGCAACGCGGAAGUUAUCAAAGGACUAUAAUCCAGACAAGCCCGGUUUCCUGGUCCUUGCAGGCUCGGCCGACUUCUCGAUCCAAUCGUUGAUCGCAGGAGGGCACGGUAUCCUAGCCGGCCUCGCGAACAUCGCACCGAAGGCGUGCAUUAAGACCAUCGAGCUAUUCAAAGCAGGAAGAUAUACAGAAGCCCAGAAGAUGCAGGAAAUUGUAUCACAAGGUGAUUGGACCGCCAUCCAAGGUGGCGUUGUGGGUGUCAAGUCGGGACUUCAAGCAUGGUCGGGAUACGGCGGCUAUGCGCGUAGCCCGCUCCCAAAACCGACUGCCGAGCAAACCAAAUCAUGGAAAGACGGAUUCAGAGAAUUGGUGCUGCUAGAGAAGUCCCUAUGACAGCCUGCUGACUUCCCGGGACACAGUGGUAGGGGACACGGCCUACCGACGCAGAGUUAUUACUCAAAAUUCAAGGAAAAUGGGCUUAUUAAUUUUGUGGAUUUCGCUUACGAAAAAAACAGAGAAAAAGAAAAAGGAUA